GUCUAAGAAAGUCUACAAAGAAGCGCAGUGAAUCACCACCUUCUGAGCUCCCCAGUUUGCGGCGGAGCACACGGCAAAAGACCACGGGCUCCUGUGCUAGCACCAGUCGGCGAGGCUCUGGCCUGGGCAAAAGAGGAGCAGCUGAAGCUCGCCGACAGGAGAAGAUGGCUGAUCCUGACAACAACCAGGAUGGAGUUAACUCUUCAGCUGCGCGUACAGAUGAGGCUUCUCAGGGAGCUGCAGCUUCUAGUUCUGUUGCUGGGGCUGUAGGUAUGACAACCUCUGGAGAAAGUGAGUCAGAUGAUUCUGAGAUGGGAAGACUACAAGCUCUAUUAGAGGCUAGGGGUCUUCCUCCUCACCUGUUUGGCCCUCUUGGUCCUCGGAUGUCGCAGCUCUUCCACAGGACAAUUGGAAGUGGAGCUAGUUCUAAAGCCCAACAGCUUUUACAAGGUCUCCAAGCCACUGAUGAAAGUCAGCAACUACAGGCAGUGAUUGAGAUGUGCCAGCUGUUGGUCAUGGGAAAUGAAGAAACAUUAGGGGGAUUUCCAGUCAAGAGUGUUGUACCAGCUUUGAUAACACUGCUACAGAUGGAGCACAACUUUGACAUUAUGAACCAUGCAUGUCGGGCCUUAACAUAUAUGAUGGAAGCACUUCCCAGAUCAUCUGCGGUAGUGGUAGAUGCGAUUCCUGUCUUCUUGGAAAAGCUGCAAGUUAUUCAGUGCAUUGAUGUGGCAGAGCAGGCACUUACAGCCCUGGAGAUGUUAUCACGCAGGCAUAGUAAAGCCAUUCUGCAGGCAGGUGGGUUGGCAGACUGUUUGCUGUACCUGGAAUUCUUCAGUAUAAAUGCCCAGAGGAAUGCACUAGCUAUUGCUGCCAACUGCUGCCAGAGUAUAACUCCUGAUGAGUUUCACUUUGUGGCAGACUCUCUGCCACUACUCACACAAAGGUUAACCCAUCAGGACAAAAAGUCUGUUGAAAGCACUUGUCUCUGUUUUGCACGGCUAGUGGAUAACUUCCAGCAUGAAGAGAACUUGCUCCAGCAGGUUGCUUCCAAGGACUUGUUAACAAAUAUCCAGCAGCUCUUGGUGGUGACGCCUCCUAUCCUGAGCUCAGGAAUGUUCAUCAUGGUGGUGCGCAUGUUUUCCUUAAUGUGCUCCAAUUGUCCUACACUUGCAGUCCAACUUAUGAAGCAAAAUAUUGCAGAAACACUUCACUUCCUUCUUUGUGGAGCCUCAAAUGGGAGUUGUCAAGAACAAAUUGACCUUGUUCCACGAAGUCCUCAAGAACUUUAUGAGCUUACUUCUCUUAUCUGUGAGCUGAUGCCUUGCCUGCCAAAAGAGGGGAUCUUUGCUGUUGAUACUAUGCUAAAGAAAGGAAAUGCGCAAAAUACAGAUGGUGCAAUAUGGCAAUGGCGAGAUGAUAGGGGUCUCUGGCAUCCCUAUAACAGGAUUGAUAGUCGAAUAAUAGAGGCAGCUCAUCAGGUUGGCGAGGACGAGAUAAGCCUUUCUACACUUGGGCGUGUGUAUACUAUAGAUUUCAACUCUAUGCAGCAAAUAAAUGAGGAUACUGGAACAGCACGUGCCAUUCAGCGAAAACCAAAUCCUUUAGCCAAUACAAACACUAGUGGACAUUCAGAAUUGAAGAAGGAUGAUGCUCGAGCACAACUAAUGAAAGAGGACCCAGAACUGGCAAAAUCCUUUAUCAAAACAUUGUUUGGUGUUCUUUAUGAAGUAUAUAGUUCUUCAGCUGGACCUGCUGUUAGACACAAGUGCCUUAGAGCAAUUCUUAGGAUAAUUUAUUUUGCUGAUGCUGAACUUCUGAAGGAUGUGCUGAAAAACCAUGCAGUUUCAAGUCAUAUUGCCUCCAUGCUGUCAAGUCAAGACCUUAAGAUAGUAGUUGGAGCCCUGCAGAUGGCAGAGAUUUUGAUGCAAAAGUUACCUGACAUUUUUAGUGUUUACUUCAGAAGAGAAGGGGUGAUGCACCAAGUGAAAAACUUGUCAGAGUCUGAGGCUUUGCUAACAAGCCCACCGAAAGUAUGCACUAAUGGAUCAGGAACAUUGAGUACCACUCCAACAAUAAGUACUGGAGCAGCCACUGCUGCCAGUAAUGCAGCUGCAGAUUUGGGAUCUCCCAGUUUACAACACAGCCGGGAGGAUUCUUUGGAUCUGAGCCCACAGGGACGACUGAGUGAUGUUCUAAAGAGGAAAAGACUGCCGAAACGAGGGCCAAGGAGACCAAAAUACUCUCCUCCAAGAGAUGAUGACAAAGUGGACAAUCAAGCUAAAAGCCCUACAACUACUCAAUCUCCUAAAUCCUCCUUCUUGGCAAGUUUAAAUCCUAAAACGUGGGGAAGAUUAAGCACACAGUCCAAUAGUAAUAAUAUUGAACCAGCAAGAACAGCAGGAGUAAGUGGUCUUGCAAGGGCUGCUUCCAAGGAUACCAUUUCCAAUAACAGAGAAAAAAUUAAGGGCUGGAUUAAGGAGCAAGCUCAUAAAUUUGUAGAACGUUAUUUUAGUUCUGAAAACAUGGAUGGAAGCAAUCCUGCACUAAACGUAUUACAGAGACUUUGCACUGCAACUGAACAACUCAACCUCCAGGUGGAUGGUGGAACAGAGUGCCUUGUAGAAAUCCGUACCAUUGUCUCAGAGUCUGACGUCUCCUCAUUUGAAAUCCAGCAUAGUGGAUUUGUUAAACAACUGCUGCUUUAUUUGACGUCUAAAAGCGAGAAAGAUGCUGUAAGCAGGGAUAUCAGAUUGAAAAGAUUUCUUCACGUGUUUUUUUCUUCUCCACUUCCUGGAGAAGAACCCCUUGGAAGAUUAGAGCCAUUAGAAAAUGCACCUUUGUUGGCAUUAGUCCAUAAAAUGAACAAUUGCCUCAGUCAGAUGGAACAGUUUCCUGUCAAAGUGCAUGACUUCCCUAGUGGAAAUGGAACAGGGAGCAGAGGAUCCCAAGCUUUAAAAUUCUUCAAUACACAUCAAUUAAAAUGCCAACUGCAAAGACAUCCAGACUGUGCUAAUGUGAAACAGUGGAAGGGUGGACCUGUGAAGAUUGAUCCUCUGGCGUUGGUACAAGCCAUUGAAAGAUACCUUGUAGUUAGAGGCUAUGGAAGAGUUAGAGAAGAUGAUGAAGAUAGUGAUGAUGAUGGGUCAGAUGAAGAAAUAGACGAAUCUUUGGCUGCUCAAUUCUUAAAUUCAGGGAAUGUGAGACACAGACUGCAGUUUUACAUUGGAGAUCACUUGCUGCCAUACAAUAUGACUGUAUAUCAAGCAGUUAGGCAGUACAGUUUGCAAGCUGAGGAGGAGAGGGAGUCUACAGAUGAUGAAAGCAACCCAUUAGGAAGAGCUGGGAUUUGGACAAAAACACACACCAUUUGGUACAAACCUGUGCGAGAGGAUGAAGAUGGUAAUAAGGACUGUGUUGGCGGUAAAAGAGGAAGAGCACAAACUGCUCCCACGAAGACUUCCCCUAGAAAUUCUAAAAAGCAUGAUGAAUUGUGGCAUGAUGGUGUAUGCCCUUCAGUAUUAAAUCCCCUAGAAGUUUACCUCAUAUCUACUCCACCUGAAAACAUAACAUUUGAAGACCCCUCAUUAGAUGUUAUUCUUCUUUUGAGAGUUCUACAUGCUAUCAGUCGAUACUGGUAUUACUUGUAUGAUAAUGCAAUCUGCAAGGAGAUAAUACCAACAUCAGAGUUUAUCAACAGUAAACUGACAGCAAAAGCAAACAGGCAGCUUCAGGAUCCUUUGGUAAUUAUGACAGGAAACAUACCAACUUGGCUGACAGAACUUGGAAAAACAUGCCCGUUUUUCUUUCCAUUUGAUACCCGUCAAAUGCUGUUUUAUGUAACUGCUUUUGAUCGUGAUCGAGCCAUGCAAAGACUACUGGAUACAAAUCCAGAAAUCAAUCAAUCAGAUUCUCAGGAUAGCAGAGUGGCACCGCGACUGGACAGGAAAAAACGCACUGUGAACAGAGAUGAGCUGUUGAAACAGGCAGAAUCUGUGAUGCAGGAUCUAGGCAGUUCAAGAGCCAUGUUGGAAAUCCAGUAUGAGAAUGAAGUUGGCACAGGCCUAGGCCCAACGCUAGAGUUCUAUGCACUUGUAUCUCAGGAACUGCAGAGAGCAGACUUAGGCCUUUGGAGGGGAGAAGAAGUGACUUUAGCCAAUCCAAAAGGAAGCCAGGAAGGUACCAAGUACAUCCAUAACCUUCAAGGCCUUUUUGCACUUCCUUUUGGCAGAACAGCCAAGCCAGCUCACAUUGCUAAAGUUAAAAUGAAGUUCCGCUUUCUGGGAAAACUCAUGGCCAAGGCAAUCAUGGAUUUUAGACUGGUGGACCUUCCUCUUGGACUUCCUUUUUAUAAAUGGAUGUUACGACAGGAAACUUCCUUGACAUCACAUGACUUGUUCAGUAUUGAUCCAGUAGUAGCCAAAUCAAUAUAUCACCUUGAAGAUAUUGUGAGACAGAAGAAAAGACUUGAACAGGACAAAACACAGACCAAAGAAAGUCUACAGUAUGCAUUGGAGGCUCUGACUAUGAAUGGCUGCUCAGUGGAAGAUCUAGGGCUGGACUUCACACUUCCUGGGUUUCCUAAUAUAGAACUGAAAAAAGGGGGAAAAGAUACACCAGUCACCAUCCACAAUUUAGAGGAGUAUCUCAGAUUGGUUAUAUUCUGGGCACUAAAUGAAGGUGUUGCCAGACAGUUUGACUCCUUCAGAGAUGGAUUUGAAUCAGUCUUCCCCCUCAGUCACCUUCAGUACUUCUAUCCUGAGGAGUUGGAGCAGCUCUUGUGUGGCAGUAAAACGGACACUUGGGAUGCAAAGACUUUAAUGGAGUGUUGCAGGCCAGAUCACGGUUAUACACAUGACAGUCGAGCAGUGAAGUAUCUCUUUGAAAUUCUCAGUAGCUUUGAUAGUGAGCAGCAAAGACUCUUUCUUCAGUUUGUGACAGGUAGCCCCAGACUGCCUGUAGGAGGUUUUCGAAGUUUGAAUCCUCCAUUGACAAUUGUACGCAAGACAUUUGAGUCUACAGAGAACCCAGAUGAUUUCUUACCCUCAGUAAUGACCUGUGUGAACUAUCUCAAAUUGCCGGACUAUUCAACUAUUGAGAUAAUGCGUGAAAAACUCUUGAUAGCUGCAAGAGAAGGGCAGCAGUCAUUCCAUCUUUCCUGAUCACAAUUAAAAAUGCAAUGUCUGCCUGUUACAGCAAAAGAGAAACUUGUGAUUCUUUUCUAAAUAUCACCCGAGUCAAGGAAACAUGUUACGCCUUCUUGUUGUAGAAAAACAGCUUGCAGAUUAUAAACAAAGACACUUGGUUGAUAUUCAUUAAAGGCCCCUAUGGACUUAAAGUGAUCAGGCCCUAAAAGUUGUUGUGACAAGGUUUCUUUAGCAAGUUCUUGUUUAAAUUAUCAUUUAUUUGAUGAGUGAAGUUUUUAACUUGCUUUGCUGUGUGAAAUUUAAAAAGGGAUGUUUUUCCAGGCUGGAACAAUAAAUGUCGCUGUGCAGUUUAA
Molecule: messenger RNA, 5500 nt
Organism: Pterocles gutturalis (yellow-throated sandgrouse)
Lineage: Eukaryota; Metazoa; Chordata; Aves; Pterocliformes; Pteroclidae
Gene: TRIP12
Product: thyroid hormone receptor interactor 12
Exons: 38
Biological process (GO): proteasome-mediated ubiquitin-dependent protein catabolic process; regulation of double-strand break repair; DNA damage response
Cellular component (GO): nuclear speck
Molecular function (GO): zinc ion binding; ubiquitin protein ligase activity
Source: RefSeq, a predicted model, not a curated record